GUGAUGGCCCAGGUAAAGUCAGCAGGGGACACAGUGAGGAGCCACCAGGACUGUGCAGACCUUUAUUCCGACAUGGCUACUGUCAGCUCCAGUGCAGAUAUUGGGGAUUCAGUGGGGAAGGGGCCAUUGUGUGAGACCUCCAUGGCUGUUGGUCUUGGCCGACGGAGCAGAGUGUACCCCUCUCCAGCCAGGAGACGUCACCGCACCACCUUCAGCCACAAGCAGCUGGAACAGCUGGAGGUGGCCUUUGGACAAAACCAGUAUCCUGACAUCUACUACAGAGAGGAGUUGGCCCGCAUUACUAAACUCAAUGAAGCUCGCAUACAGGUGUGGUUUCAGAACAGAAGAGCCAAACAGAGAAAGCAGGAGCGGGCUUCACAAAAAAUGCUACCCGUGGGUGUGAUGCCGGGCCACAGGGCUCUGCUGGGCGGCAUGCGCGUCCAACCGUCCACCAUGGCUCGGCAGUACUACACUCAGCCCCUGGCGCACAUUUCCCACCUCUCCCCUGUGCUACCCUCCGGAGUUUACCCCCGCCACCCGGGCCCGGUCAGCCAGUACACCUGCCCCAGCGCCCCACCACAACCAGCCUCCCAACGCCAGCAUGAAGACUGGUACAGCCCGCUGAGGGGAAACCUGCCCUCACCCAUGUUCUCCCUGGCCUCCAUGCAGCCCCUAGACCCCGCGUCUCACUGGAGCUAA
Molecule: messenger RNA, 699 nt
Organism: Scomber japonicus (chub mackerel)
Lineage: Eukaryota; Metazoa; Chordata; Actinopteri; Scombriformes; Scombridae
Gene: prop1
Product: PROP paired-like homeobox 1
Exons: 3
Coding region: 4-699 (231 amino acids)
Biological process (GO): regulation of transcription by RNA polymerase II
Molecular function (GO): DNA-binding transcription factor activity, RNA polymerase II-specific; RNA polymerase II transcription regulatory region sequence-specific DNA binding
Source: RefSeq, a predicted model, not a curated record